AAACUGACCGAACUUGUCAGGUUGGAUGUUGGGUUGAGUCCGUUCCGCUGAGUGAGUCAUUCACACAAAAUAACCUAGAGGAAACUACAAUUUAAACAAUCGAAAAGAUCACCAUGGCUAAACCUGUAGACUUAGAGCUAAAAAAAGCAUUUGUUGACUUACAAGUCAAAAUGGUUGAAACUAGCAAGAAAAUACAGGUGAUAGACUCCCAAAUUAGUGUAUUGAACCGCAUCUUGCAGCACGUAGACAUAACUCAACGUGAGAUUAGUACCAUGCCUCCUGAUACGAAGACCUAUGAGUCCGUGGGCCGAAUGUUCUUACUUACAGACUUUGAAGAAGUAAAAGCGAAUUUGAAAAAUCGCGAGGCACAAGUGAAAACACGUACUAAGGAAUUGGAGAACAAUAAACAGUACCUGGAGAAGAACUUGAAAGAAAGUGAAGACAACAUCAGGGAGAUGGUACAGCAGAGGAAGGAACAGAGUGAAAUAAAAUCUUAACAAUUUAUGUUUUUAUACUGCGGCUUCUAUUAAUGCAGACCAAAAGCAUCUCAUGAAUUUAUUUCACAACUAAUAAAAUGUAUGAUAGUAACAAGUAGGACUUAACAGUGUUGCAAUGUGUUAGGAACAAGUCAAGUUUAUGAAUUUAUUGUAACAAAUUAUGCUUGCUUUCUACUAAGUUUUAUUAAAGAUAUAAUAACUUUC
Molecule: messenger RNA, 701 nt
Organism: Leguminivora glycinivorella
Lineage: Eukaryota; Metazoa; Arthropoda; Insecta; Lepidoptera; Tortricidae
Product: prefoldin subunit 1
Exons: 1
Coding region: 114-497 (127 amino acids)
Biological process (GO): protein folding
Cellular component (GO): cytoplasm; prefoldin complex
Molecular function (GO): protein folding chaperone
Source: RefSeq, a predicted model, not a curated record